AUGGCUUCUUUCAUUCCCGAUUUUUCACAACUUCCGGCGGGUAACUACGAAAUAAUCAGUGUGACAGUGAAUAUCAGAGAAAGAGAAGAAUCACUCCUUCAGAUGUUUUCCAAACUUCAACCUGAAUAUCCUGACAUGGUUCAACAACUAUCUUGCUUUUACCGCUUCCAUUCCGCCAGCAUUGACAUGGAGAGAAUGAACCGUGUUCAGUCCUGUCCAUCCAAAGUUCAGCAACAGUCGCUCCAUGUGGAACUUGACAACCAGCUACGCAUGAUCAUCGACCGGGUAGAAUCUAGUUUACAGUUAUUGGCAUCACGCACUGAACCGAGCAAGUCGUCAACAACGGCGAGGACUCGUCCAGUCUUGUGUCGUCGGUCCCUGAAAGUACUAGAACAAUGGUACCAGUCACACUUAGUUCACCCGUAUCCCACGGCCCAGCAAGUUGAACAACUGGCCGAGAUUUCGGGUCCAACAACGGAACAGGUCAAAAAGUGGUUUGGUAAUAAAAGAAGUCGUGCGAGAAACACAAGAUCCCUGACAGAGAUAGCUAAAGUCAAACGAAGGCAGCGACUUCUCCGAAGAGUGUGA
This is a messenger RNA of Patella vulgata (common limpet), 588 nucleotides long. RefSeq lists its product as uncharacterized. The record is from RefSeq and is a predicted model, not a curated record. Bases 1 to 588 code for a protein of 195 amino acids. Lineage: Eukaryota; Metazoa; Mollusca; Gastropoda; Patellidae. The transcript is spliced from 2 exons. Gene Ontology annotation, molecular function: RNA polymerase II cis-regulatory region sequence-specific DNA binding; DNA-binding transcription factor activity, RNA polymerase II-specific. Gene Ontology annotation, biological process: regulation of transcription by RNA polymerase II.